Mycena indigotica is the source of this 1050-nucleotide messenger RNA. RefSeq lists its product as uncharacterized. The coding region runs from base 1 to 1050 and encodes 349 amino acids. The transcript is spliced from 5 exons. Lineage: Eukaryota; Fungi; Basidiomycota; Agaricomycetes; Agaricales; Mycenaceae. The record is from RefSeq and is a predicted model, not a curated record.
AUGCCCCCAGAACGACAAGGCCAGACACGAAAGCGCGCGUCGCCGAGCUCUGCCUCACCACAAAAACCAGAGUCGAAGAACAAGAAGACGAAGAAUACUGGUAUCAACAAACGGAAGAAAGAGUGGAAAGAGCUCAUCGCAUGUCGUGGCCCUCGGAGGAUCGACGGCACCUUUAAGCAUGCUGCUUAUACAUGCACCGUUACCGCCACGAACGCAGUGAAACACUAUCAUCUGACGAGGGACGAGCUAGCAACAUUGCCCUACGAGAGUCGUGACUCCAAGAACAUCAAGCAACACCAGUUUAUGCGGCCUAUGAAGCUGUACUCUCACGAAGCUCUCUUCGACCUUGCGCGGGAGAAAAGCUUGUUCAUCGGUACUCCUCUUAUCAUUGGUAUCGAGGAGUAUGUCGGCGACCCCGGGCCGGCGGCGGAAGGCCGUCCUACAGUGACGAUUCUCCGGGUGAAGCUGUCCGACUUGCCGAGGUGGUUGAGGAUCGAGAAGGACCCGCAGCCGCCACCUCUCAAGAUACCAACGUAUGAGCGGGUCACGAGCGGAGAGAAACCGGACCCAGAGAGGAUUUGCUGGAAGCCAUCCCAUGUGACUAAUGUGGUCUCGGUUGGGGAUGCUUGUCGGCUUUAUUGUAUUGAACCACACGUCAUCAACGAUCUUGCAGCUGCGUCGCAGUGGAUUGAUGUCGAGACAGUCGCACGAAGGGCCGUCACGCUGCAUGGCGGAUUUCAUGCUCAUUAUGACCAUGUCCGUCAAUGCCGCGAACGUGAGGAGAAGGAACUCGAAGCCGAAUAUAAGGCUAGAUUUCCUUAUGAUCAUGGAGAAUGGAAGAGUCACUUCCAGUGGUCAACGCAUAUGCAACAAUACUCGAGAUGGAUGGAGAAGCAAGACGACGACUUCUACUACAGCGGCUAUUACAGCGGUCCCAGUCGCAAUAGUCGCAAUGUAGUUGCGGUCCUCUAUCCACUCUACCAGGUGGAUUUCGAUGGCGGCGAUUUCACGAGUGAUUGGCAAUGGGCACCUGGCUGGGACGAAUUCUGA